Messenger RNA from Megalobrama amblycephala (Wuchang bream), 12641 nucleotides. RefSeq names its product trinucleotide repeat containing adaptor 6C2 (gene tnrc6c2). Gene Ontology annotation, cellular component: nucleoplasm; P-body. The transcript is spliced from 22 exons. NCBI's taxonomy places the organism in Eukaryota, Metazoa, Chordata, Actinopteri, Cypriniformes, Xenocyprididae. Gene Ontology annotation, biological process: miRNA-mediated post-transcriptional gene silencing; positive regulation of nuclear-transcribed mRNA poly(A) tail shortening. The record is from RefSeq and is a predicted model, not a curated record. Bases 803 to 6148 code for a protein of 1781 amino acids. Gene Ontology annotation, molecular function: protein binding; RNA binding.
GCUUAUUGGUUGGUUAAACGUCAUAUGGAAAUGAUUUCAGUGGCGAAACCCCUCCCACCGUAGUUGUGCUGCAAGUCUGCUGUGUUGAUACCGAACAAAAUGGCUGCAGAGGCUUGAUCCUGACCCGACACUCUCAGCGCUUUCUCCGGACACUCCGCACUUAUCCCUGGAUAUUUCCGCUGUCGUUUUAAAAACGUCGCUGGAUUUCUUCACACGACUGCAGCCAGGCUGCUUGCCACAUUGCUCGCUAUCUUUAUUUUUGCACUUUACUGAAGCAGCUUGCAUCGUAUAUGUCAGUCUACUAGACAGUAGCAGCUUCAAACUGCCCUCUUCUUCAUUUUGCACCAUAGAUCAGAUGCUAUUACUGAUGACCAAUUUAUGCCACUGUACUUAACCAACUGCCUCGCCGUUUUCAUGUAAUUUUUCUGUCUUUUCGAAGGUAUUUGGUAGCGUCAUGUAAAUGUCGUCUGCUGAUUUUCCUGCAUGCAUGCAUGCAUGCAUCUAUAAUCUCCAUCAGAGCCCAAAGCUCUGAGUCUGCAUAGAGAUUUCCAUUUGCAUAUUCAAUUCUGUGUUUAUUUUCAUUCUGCUGCCUUUUUGGGAUACUUUCGGAAGUUCGGCUGCUCAUUCAGUACAGUGUUACUGGGGUCUGUCUGUUUUUACGGGUACUUCUUUUUCGGAAAAAAGGCCUUUUUGUACCGCUGUGCGACAUGCAACACCAUUUUUUUUUACUGAAAGCUGCCAAAGCUCGACUUGUGAACAAAAAGCUGAGAAAAGCUGAACAUCACAAGGAGAGAACCAUUUGAUGGAAGAAAAGAAAAAGAAAAAGCAAGAAGUUGAGACAAAGAAGAACGCUGCAGAGAAACCGGUUGCUGAACAGAAAACCAAAGUGCCAGACUCUGUUAAACCCAAUCCCAGCAUCCCUUCAAGUCCCAUUUUGUCCCUGAACCUGCCUGUACCCUCUGCCUCCACCACCAGCAAUGGCAAGCGUAACCCUAGUAAUGCCCUACAACAACAGUUACCUCCAUUGCAGCAGCCCAGUCCCCGAUAUGCGCACAGAGAGGUUCCUCCACGCUUCCGACAGCAGGAGCAGAGGCAGCUACUGAAGAGGGGUCAACCUUUACCUACAGGCGCUUUGAACCUGACCUCUGCUUGCACUCAGUCCGGGGUCAUCUCCCCUCCUGAGACGCCCACCAGCAAACGGCACACGGGACUUCCCCAUCAAAGUGGCCUCGGAGCCCAGAAUGAGAAUUGUCACUGGAACAUCCCAGUCACCAAAAGCAGCAGCAGCAGCGGCAACCAGGAUAAAGUGAUUAUUAACCAUAACAACUCAGACGCUUGGCCUUCCAUUACAUACGGCAAGAGCCAGCAGACACCAGAAUGCACCUUGGACGCUGAACGCACAUCAGAGUUUGUCAGCAACAGUAGUAGCACUAUCAUGGCUACAGGAGCUAGCCAGCAGGGUCAUUACCCAAUCAGCAAAGCCAGCGUUAAUCUCACUUCUAGUAUGGUCUCUAGUCAAGGUGGCCCUACCAGAGGGUGGGUCUCAGAAGGAAAGAUUGACUUUCCCAUGGGCAGUAGAGGGCAGUCCAGCUGGGGUGCCUCUAAUCUGAACCUCAACCCCAGUGCCAACCCUGCUGCUUGGCCAGCUCUUGGACAUGAGGGGCCUGGGGUAGGGUCAGGCCCUAGUAGCAUGGUUUGCUCAAAUUCACUUUCUCUUAGUAUGUGUGGCCAAGGAGGAGUGGCACCACCUCACGGCACCAUUGGAAAUGGUAGCAUUGGUUGUGUCAAUGGAAACCUUGUAGGGGACUGUGCAUGGGGCAACCCGGAUAUCCCAGAACAGCACCAGUCUCCCACAAAUGUAUCUUUCAACAUGAAACCUCCUAACCUUAAAACUGAUGGACCAAAUAACACUAAACCAGAGCCAAUGAGUCCAGUGAACAGCUGGAGAGGAAACCUUAGUCAGUCACCUACUGAGCCUGCCAGUGAAGAUGGAACUGCUUUCUGGGGCAACAGAGAUGCCAAAAAUGGAGAAUCAAAGGAUUCUGGCUGGGAUUCUGCAGGGGUCUCCUCUUGGGGGCAGGGAGGAGCUAGCAGUGGUGGGGGCUGGGGUGACUGGAGCAAACAGCCAAACACUGACGGUACAGGGUGGGAUGCUAAUGAUGGUCCUUCCCAAGAACAAAUGAGUUCCUGGGGCCCUGAUACUCCAGCAAGUGAGGGCAGCAGGGAUAGUAGUGAGGGCCACCCAAGAAGAAGAGAGAGGUCCUCAAGUGAUGAUUUGGCCCCUUUGCUGCCGAGGCAGGACUUGGACCCACGUGUCCUCUGUAACUCAGGCUGGGGACAAACUCCAGUUCGUCAACACACUGUUUGGGAAAUGGAAGAAAGUCCAGACAAAAAGAAUGAUGCAGGGGCUGAGGUCUGGGGGUCUUCCUCCAGCACACCUUUAACUGGACCUGCACCACCUCCUCCUGGAUCUGCCAAUCCCAACCUUAAUGCACCUCCCAGAAUGGACACAAGCAAGAGCGAGGGAUCUUGCAGAGCCACGGCAAACUCAGGCUGGGGAGGAUCGGUCCCAGCCUCUACUCAUCCUAAUGGUGGAUGGGGGGAACCACCUGUAAAUAAAAAGGUUCCCAAUGGAUCAGUGUGUGGCUGGGGCGAUCCCAUUUCUGAGGGUCUCAACACCAAUGGCUGUAAUGGCCAAUCUUGGGCUUCUGAAGAAAAGUCUUCUAGCUGGGAUGAUGGUACUUCUCAGAAAAAAACAAAAGGUUGGGGUGAUGGACCCAAAACUUCCUCAGGCUGGGGAAGUAGUAGCAGUGGGAAUAGUGGAGAGUGGGGUGACCCUUCAGAAAUACGGAAGGACGGCUCUGGAAGUAACUCUAGGGACCCUGAAAACAGAAACUGGAAGGAAACCCAGAGAGGUUGGGGUAAAGCAGCACCAGCACAGGGUGGUGGUUGGGGUGAUGCUCAACAUUCCAAUGGUUCAGCCCAAGGUUGGGGUGGAAAACUUCAGGAAUCCACAUGUGGCAACAGUGGAGCUGGAGGCAUUGGAUCAUGGUGUGGCCCAAAUUCUGUAAAACAGAGCAACUCUGGCUGGGCAUCAGGAGGACGCCAGGAUCCAGGAGAUGAGGUCACAGGCUGGGAAGAACCAUCUCCAUCUUCUAUUCGUCGCAAAAUGGAAAUUGAUGAUGGGACCUCCACCUGGGGUGACCCCAAUGCUUACUGCAAGAGAGUGAACAUGUGGGACAGGAAUAACUCCCAAAAUCAUUCAGGAACCAGCAACAAUGGCAGCAGUAAUAGCCUCACUGGGCCAAACAACAACAACAACAGCAACCAUCACCAACACCACAGCCAAGGUCCCACUCAGAACCAUGUCAAUGGCAGCAACAACAAUGGCUCACCCAGUCAAGGUGAAUCUCCUCUUAACAGGGUGCCCAUGGGGAACCCAGGCUGGGGAGAGCUCCCUAAUGUCCAGCCAAAUCCAGAACCCUCUUCAUGGGGCGAGCCAGCCAAUUCCAACCCCUCUGUGGACAAUGGCACUUCAGCUUGGGGCCAGCCCACUAAGGGAUGUGGAAGAUGGGGUGAAAGUGCCCAUGACUCCAGUGGACCUUAUGGCAGAGGAAAUGCACCUGCUGGAUCAGGCCCCUGUCAGGAAGGUCCUAAACCUAUGCAAGAUGGCUGGGGAUCUGGAGGGGAAGAGAUUGGCAUGAAUACCAGCCAAUGGGAUGCUGAUGAUGGUGACAUGUGGAACAGUCCCACAUCCCAAGACUCCUCUUGUAACUCCUGGGGUCAAUCCAAGAAGGGCCCACAAAGGGGCAAGGUCUCCAACAAGCAGGAUGACAUUUGGAUCAUGACCAGACUUAUCAAGCAGCUUACAGACAUGGGUUUUCCAAAGGAUCCUGCAGAAGAAGCCCUGAAGAGCAACAAUAUGAAUCUGGAUCAGGCCAUGAGCGCUUUGUUGGAGAAGAAAACUGAACUGGACAAACGGGGGAUGGGCAUGUCGGACUACAGUAAUGGAAUGAAUAGGCCCAUGGUGUGCCGACCCACAAACCUCUCCAAAGACCCUUCACUGGAUCGUGCCCCCUUCCUGGACAAGGAUGGCAGGCUGUCAGAUGAUGCUUCAACCUCACCGUUUAUGCCUUCUACUGGCCUCAAGCUCCCACUGGCCAAUAGCAGUCACCCUAGCCAUGGAUUGGGUGGGGUCUCCUCUGGCCUGUCCAUGCAAAACUUGAACAACAGACAGAUGCAGAAUGGAAUGUUUGGCACUAACGGAGCAGCACAAACUCGGGUCAUGCAGCAGCAGGCCCCGCCCCCUCAGCCACCAGUGCCACCUCUUAGCUCCACCCAGCCUACUCUACGUGCUCAAGUGCCUCAGCUUCUCACCCCUCAGGUUCAAGCACAGCUCUUACAGUUUGCGGCAAAAAACAUUGGUCUGAAUCCUGCACUUUUAACCUCACCAAUAAAUCCUCAACAAAUGACCCUGCUGUACCAACUACAACAACUGCAGGUGGCAUAUCAGCGUUUGCAGAUUCAGCAGCAAAUGAUGCAGGCUCAGCGUAAUGUCUCUGGUUCCAUCAAACAACAAGAGCAGCAAGUUGCACGUACAAUCACAAACAUGCAGCAGCAGAUCCAGCAGCACCAGCGUCAGCUGGCCCAGACUCUGCUUAUGAAACAGCAACAUCCUCCACCUUCUUCUCACACCGGCCUGCACACAAACCUUGGUAAGGCAAGCCUGGACACCUUCACGGGUCACCCUCAGACUUCAGGCCUCUCCGUCUCAGACCUGCAGACCAAAGAGCAGCAGUCUUCUCCAAACUCCUUCAGCCCUUAUACACUCUCUGGUUUGAACCCGAACAUUAAUGUAAACUGUAUGGAGGGGGGAGGUCUAUCUCUGAAAGACCCUCCUCAGCCUCAAUCCCGGCUCUCACAGUGGACUCAUUCAAAUUCCAUAGAUUCCAUGACGGCUAGCGCUCAGCACAUGGAGGCAAACAUCAAUAAGCAUGGUGCAAUCUCUGCUGCUCAGUCCCAUGUGCCUGUCGGAAAGAGCGCCAUGGAAGAUUCCUUCAGCCCAUACAAUCUGAUGUCAAGCUCUGAAUCCCCCACCAGCACCUUGGUGCCUCCGGAGAGCUGGACACAGGGCAAAAGUCCCAAUGAGAAAAUUUCUAGUGGCUCCAAUAUCAACUGGCCUCCAGAAUUCUGCCCUGGGGUGCCAUGGAAAGGUCUGCAGAACAUUGACCCUGAGAAUGACCCCAACAUGACCCCAGGAAGUGUUCCAAAUGGCCCCACCAUCAACACCAACAUACAAGAUGUGAAUCGUUACCUGUUACGUGACAGGACUGGAGGUAAACUCUUGGAGAUGAAGUCUACCUGGUCCUCUGGACCCAUCUCCCACACACAGGCGUCGUUAUCUCAUGAGUUAUGGAAGGUUUCCCCAGGGACACGUAACUCCAGUGCUCCCUCUCGCCCCCCACCAGGCCUGACCAACACCAAGCCCUCUUCUACCUGGGGAGGAAACUCCCUUGGCCUCAGCCAGGGCUGGACCAGCUCUUACUCAUCUGAAGGGGGAACUUGGAGCACUGACAGUCCCAACAGAGGAAGCAGCUGGCUGGUGCUGAGAAACCUCACUCCUCAGAUUGACGGCUCCACCCUACGGACUCUGUGCAUGCAGCAUGGCCCUCUCAUUACCUUCCAUCUGAACCUGACACAGGGCAAUGCUGUCGUACGUUACAGCUCCAAGGAGGAGGCCGCCAAAGCCCAGAAAUCCCUGCACAUGUGUGUGCUGGGUAACACUACCAUCCUGGCAGAGUUUGCCGGUGAGGACGAUGUGAACCGCUUCUUUGCACAGGGCCAGUCCCUUACCCCCACCACCAGCUGGCAGGCCAGCCCAGCACCAGGCUCCAAUCAACCCCGGCUGGGCAACCCUGCAGCCAGCCACCCCACAGGCCUCUGGAGCGGGGGUGGAGGAGGUACUAAGAUAGUCUGCAGCACCGGGAACAGCAGCAGUGGAAACGGAGGCGACAUGCUGUGGGGCGGCGUGCCGCAGUACUCCAGUUUAUGGGCUCCCCCAAACGGAGAUGAUGCCAGGGUAAUCGGCAGCCCCAUCCCAAUUAACACCUUGCUUCCCGGAGACCUGCUGAGCGGAGAGAGCAUGUAGGAUGUAUCGGACAUCAUAAACCGACAAAGUCAAAAGACCUUAUGGAUCAAAACCCAAGCAAAUCAAUGUGGCGAUAAUCACUUUUUGUGGAGCUGUAAUGGAGGUUUAGUGUGAGACGAAGCUGCAAACCUCCAACUGCUGUUUAUUUGUCCUCUGGUUUUUACGUCAGACUGUUUGUUGUAUUCGUGCAUCUUGUUCUUAGUGUGCAAAGACCUCGAGAAGCAAGAAUCAAUAGAAGCAGAAGCCUUUUGAUGCUUUUUUUAUUUCCAAAGGUUGUUUUUGCUCAAAAGUGUUGUUCAGGAGAAGCCAUCAACGAGGCAGCCAUCUGAAAGUGACCCAGGCACAGUGAGACCUCAUGACACCCUUCCCUAUAACGACACUGUUCUGAUGAUCGGAAUGAUCUUGGUACUUUUUUGGUUUUAAACUUUUCAUCUUUUCUUCAGAACUUAUUAUAUUAGCCGUAAGUGCUCUCUCUCCAGGUCCUCCUUAAAAACCUUUAUUUUCUAAAACCUACAAAAAAUUCUUUGUAACUUGCACAGUUCUGUUUCUGAGCCAGCGUAUAGGCCAGAGCAAAUGAGAAGAACACUCCUAGCAGUGGCCUGUCAUCAUGACUAAUCACCAAUGAUCUUUUUUCUUUAAUUCUUUUAGUUUUACAAAAAGGGAGCUGCACUGCUCUAUGUUUUCUAUUUACUCACGCCAGUUUUUUUUUGUUUUUUUUAAUGUGUAUGGUUAAAAAAAAUAAGCUGAAUGUUAAGCUUUGAUGUAGAUGAAUGAAUGUCAGAGUGUCUGCUGGAACUUGACCAAGCAUCUGUGUGUGAGUACAUAACCACUGCUAAAAACACUUUCAGUGGAGGCUUUUUAAAUAUACCUAAUGGACAUCAGUGCUGAAUCAAUCAGAUGUAAUUCAGUUACUGUGUGGUGUAUCUGGUUAUUGAGAUACAACAGAGAGAAGAAACUCAUUCUGAUGCAUUGUGCAAUAGAAGCCAGAGAUCCUUUCUUCCGUCCACACUGAAGCUUACUGAAACUUAAGACUGCUUUUUUUUCUUCUUCUUUUUUUGAAGGCUUUUGAAGAAUUUAACCUUUGGACUAAUUUCCCACCUUGCCUCUGUCUGUUUGUCUGGCUUGCUGGCUGUUCGGUAUUUGUGUGGAAAGGAGGAACUGUUAAUUGUGUUUGACGUCACUACAUGUGGUUUAAAACUGCAUGUGUGGGAUCUCACAGUCUCCCGGCCACUUCUUCACCAAACAGAAACGGAAUCCAGAGCGGAGACGCAUGGCACGGGAGUCAGGCACAAUACCAAAUACAAUGCGUUUCUCUUAAUGCAGUACAGAAUAAGAGAUCCUUGCAUUUGGUACAAACAUAAAAGACAUCUACAUUUUCUAAGUCUCUUCUUAAAGGGGUAUUAUCAUAGCACUUAUUACAAGAGUGAUGCUCCCUCUGUGAAGCCAAUAAAUCAGAUAACGGAGCAUAUAGUUUAAAAAAAAAAAAAAAAAAAAAAACUUCUUAUGGCAACUUUUGGCUUUUUUUCUUUUUUUUUUUUGUACCUUAAUGGUAUUCAAAAAAGCUUGUUUGUUUGUCGUCCAUCUCUGGUCCAGAAGCUUAAGUGCAGAAAAAAAAAAAAAAAAAACAUUUUAGAAUGAAGGGAAGAACAAACUCUACAAUCAAACGAAUCCUGCAAUGUAUGUUUUUAUGUGUCUGUACUUUUCUUUCUACUCUCUAUCAAAGUGAAUGUCAUUGUUACUCUGAAAUAGUCUUUGCCCUGUCUGGAGGAGGCAUCUCGAUUGGAUUGGAUAUAAAAGCAGGCUGUGUGGUGUGUUAGUGCCUCGAUGUGAAAACUGAUCGGAGGAUGUUCGAUUCUCCAUAGCAACUCUCUCUGUGCACCUAGUACAAUGGAAUGCUGGAAAGGAUAGUAAUGAUGUCAUGAUAUGGAUGUUGGCGGCAUCAUUCAUCAUUGGCGUCCUUGUAGUAGUAACUUAGGUACAGAUCUUCGAAUGUUCUGCCGUUCUUUCUCUGGAUGACAUCACUCCUCUCAUGCAUCCUUCCCCACUCCCUGGUCUUGCAUGAUUCCACAACACCCCCACCCCCCCAAUUGAAUUUGAGACUGAAUGCAAUUGCCAGUGUUGUGUGAUGUUUUUUUCACAUUCUGUUGGUCUUCAUGCAGUGGUCUUUAACUGCCUGCAGUGCUCAUAUGCAGAUACACUUUAAAAGAAAGGUGCCUCUGUAUACCUGUCCUGUGUAACGGAUGCAAACGAAGAUCGAUGAUGUGGGCCAUAUUUGUUUAUUUCAUGUCAAAAGUCAUUUGUUUUUGUUGUUAACAAUGUUCUUAGGUCAUUUAGAAUAACGGCUCUUUUAGUGAUGUGUGUGUGCAUGACCUCACCCUGGGUGUCCCACCUCUAACUCAGCUGCUAACAUCCUCUCUCUCUCUUGUGUGGCCUCGGUGAAGCCAACCCUGUUAUCGAGACAAGCCACCCGUACUUGAAAAGCCCUGUCCGAGCAGUGUUUCUAUGGACAGACUCUUUCUGCCACUGGCUCUAUAACUACAGCACACAGCAUGCUGUCACUAUGCAAAGUUAGAGAAGAUGGGCACGUAAUGUCCGUCCUGUGCCAAUCUGUGGCUUUGAAAGGAAGUUGGAAAUAUCUCACAGUCCUCCCGUAAUACUUUCUUACAUACUCAAGAGGCCAUUGUAAUCCUUGUAAAUUUAGGAUGUUGUCUGACGCUAAGCCAAUUUAAUUUUGGGAGGUCUGUGUGUUAAAUCUGCUGAAUUUGAUCAAUCUCAUUUCAGUACAAUCUCAGGGCAUGACAAGAUGAACUAAAUUUAUGUGUAAUGAAAGUUGAUAGUUUUUAAGAUUUAUCAUCUUUAAGCAGUUUUACACACUAAAUGAUGUGUAAGAAGCUUGUACAUUUAAAGAAACGCAAGUGGAUAUUUAUCAGUGGGGCAAUAAAAUUAGGAGGCUGGCUAGUUUGGGUCUUCUCAAUCCUUCUGAACAGGGACUGCUGCAGAGCCAUCAGUUCAUUUAUACAGUAAAUGGGACCUGUGUAUCUUACCUCUCUGCUGCUGGUUGUGUUGAAUUCCCCUCAUGGUCUCAUGUGCCAAUGUAUACAUAAAUAUAUGUACAGUACACUGUGGCAUCUCUGACUUCACAUUUUAAAUUCCAAUGUUGUUUUGUUGUAGAGCACUUCUGUUCGGAGGCACUUUGAUGAUUCUUGUGUGUUUGAGGUGGGAUUGGGUUUAAAAGGGGUUGAGGAUAUUCGUCAGAUAUAUUUGUCACCUCAUGCUGAUUAUUUGUGAUUAAUCUUGUUGCUGUCAUUUGAAGAAUCCUUUAUAACAAGCAAGAACUUUAACAGCAUUGGGGAUUAUGGUGUGCCAAUGGCGUACAGAUAAUGGGUAAUCCCUGGUACUUUUUUGAAUACCAAAAAUGAAAUAGCAUUUUAGUAUCUUUUUUUUUUUUAAAGGAAACAAAAAAGUUUGACAAAAACAUGUAAACAAUGAAGGAAAAAAGAUCUAUAACAUUUAAAAAUGCACUUCUUGCUGAUAUUAUCUCCUGUUUGCUGGUCAUGUUCUGAAGGUUGACAGCAAGCUGGAGUGCCUUUUAUGUAUGCUGUAUUAACUGUUUAUGUAAAAUUGUGCCCUGAACUGUACAUUUCCAUCUCAGUUUCAGUUCAUUUCGGGCCUUGAUGCUGUAUAAACCUUCUUUUCUUUUCUUUUAUUUUUCUUUCCUUUUGGAAAAAGACAUUUCAACAGAUGUCUUAAGAUGCUAAAGUUGUUCAUUGACUUAUUUUUUUCUAUUUCUGGGAUUCUGGGAGGUUUGGGGGGUGGGGGGUGAUCACUGUUGCCUGUGUGUAACUGCCUUGUUCCAAACUCAGUCGCAGCUGACUGACAGUGAACCACAAUGUGGCUGUAAUUCCAAACAGUCAAAGAUCACAGGAAGUCUCUGGUGACACCAGCAUUGGUAGACUAUGACUACAGCUUACCAUUAUCCUCAAUAUUAUCAUGUUCAUUAUGAAGAGAAAUGCUAUCAGAUCUCUGAAUCCUUCCCUUUUGAAACUACUGGGUAAAAUACAAUUUGAAAUAAGCAAUAGACCUUGAUCCUUACGAUGUGUCAUCUGAGAGAAUUUGCCUAAAAGAAAAAAAGAGUGAUCAAUGAUAGAUUUGAACCAAACAGUCUUACUAAAGUUGCAUAUUGGUUUAAAUUAAAUGACACAGGACGUACAUGCAGUAUUUGUGUAUACCUUCAAUCAUUAUGUUGAAACCCAUAAUUCUAAACAAUGUUUAUGUUUCUAGGCAAAGAAUGAAAAAUCAUAAACAUAUCAAAAGAAAUAUAUUCACCGAUACUUGAAUUAAAGCACGCCAAUUGUAAAAUGUGAAUUUAUUUUUUCUUAAAUUUUUGUUUGGGUCUGACACGUUUAAGGUAUUUGAUAACAUCCUCACAAGGUUUAACAUUCUUCACGAGGAAGAAAAAAAAAGCUAUGUUGAAAAACGUUGAUUUUAGUAUGAAUGAGUGUGUUUGAAUGGUUCUGUAUGUGCACUCUUUAAUCACUGCUUCUCGUCACGUGGCAACUGCCUGCAAUUAUGAUCCAUUUAGUAUGUUGAACUUUCUCCAUUAUUUGUGUGUGUGUGUGUGUGUGUGUGUGUGUGUGUGUGUUAAAAAAUGUUCCAACAUGGUUACUAUCUAGCGUUGCACUGAGUGUCUUUUUUCCCAAAAAAAAAAAAAAAAAAAAAACGCAGGGGAGAUGAUGACAAUUCAUGUGUUAAUGUUUACUCAAGGACUUUAUGGGUUUAUUUUCAUCUUAAAAUAUUAAAAACCUGUAAAAUUGUAUCCUCAUAUUGGCUUUUAUUGUGGAAUAAUUCCCACAAGAGUUAUCAUUUUAAAGAGUUUUGCAUUGUUUCAAUUGCAUUAUUUAAAAAAAAAAAAAAAAAAAAAAUAGUAACAGAAAAAAAAUAGAAGAUAAAAACUAAACGUUGGCCAUAGUGAGAAAGUUAGUAGAGAACCAGUAACAUUCAUGAACAGUAAAGAUAAACAGAUGCAAGUUAGUGACAUUCUGACUCAUUUCAAAAGGUGCCUAUCUCUUCCAUUCUGUGAAAUUCUUCUUUCUUUUCAGAAUUACCUGCCGUUUACAAAUGAUGGAAUUUUCCGAAUUUGCAAAAACAAAACAAAAAAGUAAAGGAAUUUACUACAAGAAUGCAAGGAAAAAAAACUACAAUUACAUCUUCCAUCAAAAAAAAAAAACAAAAGAAAAAACUUUUUAAAUGAAGACGUAUGCUACUUGCUGAACUCUGGGAUUGUUUCAGUGUUGCGCUGAAUUUUGCUUAUGAAUUACAUUAUUGUUCUUGUUGGUUGAACUUAUGCCAAAAUGUCUUUAAAUUUUCAUUUCUGUAAAAGCAACAUAAUUCUGUCACUGUCUUGCACACUGACAAUGGACUUGGAUAUUUUCUCAGGAAGAUUAGGGGUCCAGAGUUCCAGUUUCACUGUUAUGAUGUUUGAUUAUCAUGAGAAUUUAACAAAUUGUUUAAUGAAAGAGGACAAAAGAUGUCGAUAGAAAUCCAGCUCAAAGCACUGAAGGUUAUGGAUUUUUUUUUUUUUUUUUUUUAAUGUCUUUUGAAGACAUUUUAAUCCGUAGCAGACACACAUUUACCAAAUAUUAGAUUUGUAAUGAACUUAUGCGUUAUGUUUGUGGAGUACUUUCCAUUUGAAAUAUGUUUGUUUGUAUCUAGCGCUUUACAUACAAAUACAGUUUUGUUUAUUGGUUAGGUUGUGGAAGGACCUACCACUGUUUUAUUUUACCUUGCUUGAUGUUUCUCAACGAGGUCCAGUAAAAGAUGCUUGGUAUUCCAUCCUCUUGUCUUUUCUUGUUUUGGAAAUUCAGAGGCUUGUAUGCAAAGGCCUGAGAAUUGUAGAUCAACAAAUAGAACUUGAACUCCUACCAGAUUUUCUUACUAGUUUUUGAGUGUGGGUUGAAAAUACUCCAUCUAGGUUUAAGACUAUGAUGAGGAAUUGAAAUAUUGUGAAAGGAUUAAGAAUCUAUGCACAAGUUUGAGGGGACAAUAUGUCCGGUCAUGCUAUUCUCACAAGGAACUUUUUGGUGGGGUGGGUUGGGGGGUGUUCAUACACUUGUUACUUAUUUCUUUGUUGUACGAGUUCUGAUUUGAAAUAGCAGAUUUUAAAGUGUCAUCACCACGCUCUGUGUCUCUCAACCAAGGAGCAUCAUCAACCAAGCACUGUGGGUUUAUGCCAAUCCGUGACUGACAUUCUAGUGUUCAAAUGGAAUGAUGGGUUGUACGGGGUCUUGUGAAAGGGAAUUUAAUUGUUUCUCUUUAUUGUUCAAAUAUUAAGAACAUGACUGUACUAAGAUUUAACAAUGUUGCUGGCUUUUAAAUGUGUUUUCCUUACCCUUAAUAGAAUGUGAUCGUUGAGGACUUGCACCGAAAAAGUCUUUCCAUGUGGUAUGGAGAUUAUUUCAACCUAUAUUAAUAAACAGCAUUUUUUUCUCUUGAA